Paramecium sonneborni is the source of this 3318-nucleotide messenger RNA. The record is from the annotation of a GenBank genome assembly. Lineage: Eukaryota; Ciliophora; Oligohymenophorea; Peniculida; Parameciidae.
AUGUCUUCUUAUACAAGUAGAUAUAGACCAUCUACACUUGGAUCAAGUGGAAUAGGCUAGAAUUAAGCAGCAACAACAUAAUCUAGCUAUAGAUAAUCAGUUACAACAACAACAACAUCAUCUAAUUUAUCAGUGCCAUAAACAACCACUACAAGUACAUUUGAGAGAUCAGAAGGGAGAAGAUCAAGUACAAUUAAAGCACCACCAGCUACAGCGUAAAUAGUUAUUUAUAUGAAGUGUUUAAAUGACACCACCAUCAGGAGAGAGAAAAUGGUUAGGAAAAUACCCAGAAGUUGUUUGUUUUCUUUUAGCAUUAGAGAAUGAUAGGAUAAUGAGAGAAAAUGAUGCAUUAAUAAAGAGAAUAAAGGAAUUAGAAAGUUAGAGUGAAGGUGGAGAUGUUAGAGUGAGAGAAUUACAAGCAAAACUUGAUUAAGCAAAUAGAGAUAUAACGCAAUACAAAUCAGAGAUUGAUAAGCAUUUAUUAAGAAUCAAAUAAUUGGAAACAGAAAUAGCAGAUUAUAAGUCAAGAUUAGGUUAGGUAGAUAACUCACUUGCUUAAAGAUUAAAAGAUGCUGAAAGAAAGAUUUCAGAUUAUGAAAAAGAUAUUAAUUAAUGGAAGAGUAAAUAUUCAACAGAUAAAUCAUCAUGGGAUGCAGAAAUGAAGAGAUUAUAAGAUUUAUUGACUUAAAGAUAGAGGGAAUUGGAUGAUUUGAAGAAUAAUUCAGGUAGAAAUUUAGAUGGAUUAUAAAAAUAAAUAAGAGAUUAUGAAGUUAGAAUUAGAGAUUAUGAAAAUAAAUUUAAUACAUUAUAAUCUGAAUUAGAAAGAUUAACUAAAUUAUUAAAUGAAAGGAAUGCAGAAAAUGAUAGAUUAAAGACAGAUUUAAAGAAUAAAUUAAUUGAGUGUGAUGAUUGGAAGAAUAAGUUUAAUACUUUGUAAUCUUAAUUUAAUACAAUGAAAUCUCAGUAUGAAAGUAAAAUUAAAGAAUUUGGAGAUUUAUUAUAAUAAAGAGACAGAGAUCUAAAUGAUUGGAAGAAUAAAUAUUCAACACUUGAAAAUAAGUACAAUAGUUUGGGUGGUUUAUAAAAUGGAUCUGAAUAGAAAAUAAAUUAAUUAACAUAAUAGACAUAAUAAUAGAUUAGAGAGAUAGAUAGAUUGAAUGGAUUAUUAAGAGAUAAGGAUGCUUAGUACAAAUCGUUAUAGGAAAAAUUAGCAAGGGCAGAAUAGGAUAAUAAAAAUUUAUUAGAUUAAAUUAAUUAAUUGAAUCAAAUGAUUAAAUAAUUAAAUAGAGAUAUUGAGAAAUUAACAGGAGAUUUGAAUGGCAGAAUAAAUGAAAUCAAUUAUUUAAAUUAAUAACUUCAAAAAUGCAAUGAUAAUAUUCGCAACUUAGAAGAUUAAAUAAAUAAAUUAAAUGAUGACCUAAUGAGUAGCAGAGAUGAAAUUAUGAAUCUUAAGAGUUAAAAUGAAUAAUUAACAAAUAGAGUCAAUGAAUUAAAUGAUAGAGCUGGAUAAUAGUAAGGAGAUCUACAUGCAGCAAAUUCAGAAAGAGAAGAGAGAGAACUUACAGUUAAGUAACUGUAAGAAUAAUUAGAUCAAUUAUUGACUGAAAAGUAAAUUAUGGAGUAGUAAUUAAAUGAUCUAAGGAAUGCACUUUAAUCAAAGAAUGAUGAUAUUAGUAGAUUGAAUGCAUAAAACAAGUAGAGAUUAUAAUAAUUAAUGGAUUUACAAAAGAAAUGUACAGAAUUAGAAUAUACUAUUAGUGAAUUGAGAGGCUUGGAAUUAAAGUGCAAAUUAUUAGAUGAUAAAAUUAAUGAAUAUUAAAAAUUGAUUGAUGAUUUAAAGAGAAGAGUUGCUUAAUAAGAUUUAUAGUUGUUAUAGGCUUAAGCUAAUGAAAAAAGAUUGUAAGACUAAGAAAUUCUAAUUUAGAAUUAGGCUAAGGAAAUACAAAGAUAAAAUGAUCAAAUUACAUAAUUGUUGAAAGAAAAUGAUUUAUUAUAAUAACAAAUCUUAUAAUUGGAAAAUGAGAUUAAUAAAUUGAGAUCUCUUGAAAAUUAUGUAGGGGAUUUGGAAAAAUAAUUGUAAAGUGCAUAAGAUGAUUUAACUAAAUUAAGGUAAUUACUUGAUUCAAGAACAUAAGAUUUAAAUGAUUGGAAAGUUAAAUAUUCUUAAUUAUUGCCUUUGGAAGAUUAAUAUAGAGUUUUAGAGGAAAGAUUUAAGUAAGCUGAAUAGAGGGUUCUAUAGCUAUAGAAUGAUAUUGAAAAAUUAAAUAAGAUAAUUCAAUAAAAUUAAAUUGAUAUUGAUACUCACAAAUGGAAUUUAAAUUAACAAGAGAUGACUAUGAAAGUCAAAGAUGAUGCUUUAGAGGCUUUGAAUGAAAGAUUGAGCAAUUUAAUGCAUGAUUAUGAAUAAGAGAGAAAAAAAACCUAGGAUUAUGAAUAAUUAUUAGCUGAACAUUAAUAAAAUUUAGAUAAAUUAGCUUAAGCUAAUACCUAAAUUAAUAAUUUGUAGAGUGAUCUUAAUAAUGCUAUAAAGGAUAUUGAAUCAUUAUAGAAUGAGAAUCAUGAUAUGAGAUAAGAUAUCUAAGAAUUAGAAAGAUAAAUUUAGGAAUUCAAAUAAAAUGAAGCUAGAUACAAAGAUAUUGAAAAUAAAUUUAAUUAAUAAUUAAAAGAUAUUUAGAGAUUGACUGAAUAAUUGAGAGAUAAGACCUAAUAAUUUGAUGAGUUGAAUUCAUAGUUUGGUGCUUUAGAUCUAUAAUUGUAGUAAGCAAAUAAAACUAUUGAUGAAUUGAAUGGAAGGUAUUAAUGAUUAUUAUAAAUGUAGAAUUGCAGAAUUAGAAUAGAUUUAGAGAGAACAUGAGGUACUGAAGACAUAAACAGAUUAAUUGGAAAAUCUAAAUAAAUAAUAUACAGCUGAUCUUGAUAGAUUAAAUGCAAUAGUGAAUUAGAGAUAGAAAGAAUUGGAAGAUUUACGUUAAUUAAUGUUAAAAUUAGAAGAGAGAAUAGGAUAUUUAACACCUUUUGAAGAGAAAGUAAGAAUAUGAUAAAAAUUUAAGUUUUAAGUGAUUUCCCCCAAAUUUUAAGAAUCUCAAGAAAUUGUAGAAAGAUAAAAGUAGGAUAUAAGUAAAUAUUAAGAAUAAUUAAAAACUGUAGAUGAAUUAAAUAAAAAGUAAGAUAUUUAUAAUAAAUAAAAAGAGUUUAAGAUUGCAUGAUGAUCUUAACAAUGUAAUUCACUGAAUGUGAAGGAUUGAGAAGUUAAUUAGAGGAGAAGGAUAAUUUGAUUGCAAAUUUACAAUAAUAAUAAUAGUAGCAAUGAUGAAUAAG